AUGCGGGAACGUUGCGAGAUUUGUGAUGCUGAAGAUUUAACCUUAGCUCAUCCAGCUCAAUUACUGACAGAUUUGAAUAAUCCAGAUAAUUUGACUUGUUGGGUUAGUGAACCAACAACAACAACAAAUAUUUCCCCUUCGAAUGUGACACUUACUCUAAAUCUUGGAAAGAAAUUUGAGUCCAACAAUCGUGGACGUACUUGGAUUCCAAUGCAAUUUUACUCGUCACAAUGUGAAAAUAUUUAUAAAAGACCUAAAGAUGCUAAAAUUACUCGUGAAAAUGAACAGGAAGCAAGAUGUACAGAUGCUCGUUCCCUCUCACCUUUAUCAAAUCGAAUAGCUUUUGCUACUUUAGAAGGAAGACCUUCAGCAUUGGAAUUUGAACAAUCACCGGUUCUCCAAGAUUGGGUAACCGCAACAGAUAUAAAAAUUGUCUUUAAUCGUCUAAGUACUGAUCAAAACCAAAUGUAUUGGUUAGAAGAAAAUAUUCAACGUUUUAGAAGGGAUAAUAAUAAUUCUAUUUUUGAAAUUGGAGAAGGAAAUUUUUUAAAUUCAAAAUUUGGUGAACAAUUAUUGAAAGAACGCUAUUUUUAUGCAAUGGCUGAAUUGGCAGUAGGAGGACGGUGUAAAUGCAAUGGGCAUGCUAGUCGUUGUGUUAUUGACCGUAUGGGAAGGUAUGCCUGUGAUUGUAAACACGCCACAACAGGGCUAGACUGUGAAAAAUGCCGUCCAUUCCAUUAUGAUAGGCCUUGGGCUCGUGCUGGUGCUGAUGAUGCUAAUCCAUGCAUUGGUAUAUUUUUUAAAAAUAAUUUUUAAGUUCGGGUCCCCCACCUUCCCUCUUUAAUUUUUUUUACAUUCCUUCCUCUCUACUUAUUCAAUUUUUUAUACAAUAAACAACUAAUAGCUUUAAUAUUUUUUAAAAUUUUCCCAUUAAUAUAUCCCCCUCUUAAAUAAUUCAACAAAUAAAAGCAUUGAGAAGGAAAAAAAUUUUCUUUUAUUUUUUUAUAAAUUCUUUACAUGAUCCCUUUUAUUCAAUCCCCUAUCCUUUUCUUCUUCCCUCUUUAAUCCAACUAAUUUUUGGUAUUUAAAAAAUGCCGGCUUCCUUUUUUAUUUUUUUCCCUCGUUGGCCUUGCAACCCCCAUCAACAAAACUACGGUUUUCCACACUUGAAAAAAUUCUUUUCUUUUUCCUCCCAUCUGCGCGAGUACG
Meloidogyne enterolobii is the source of this 1209-nucleotide messenger RNA. NCBI's taxonomy places the organism in Eukaryota, Metazoa, Nematoda, Chromadorea, Rhabditida, Meloidogynidae. The record is from the annotation of a GenBank genome assembly.